This is a messenger RNA of Brettanomyces nanus, 753 nucleotides long. RefSeq lists its product as uncharacterized. Gene Ontology annotation, cellular component: cytoplasm. The coding region runs from base 1 to 753 and encodes 250 amino acids. Gene Ontology annotation, molecular function: cysteine-type deubiquitinase activity. The transcript has a single exon. The record is from RefSeq and is a predicted model, not a curated record. NCBI's taxonomy places the organism in Eukaryota, Fungi, Ascomycota, Pichiomycetes, Pichiales, Pichiaceae. Gene Ontology annotation, biological process: ubiquitin-dependent protein catabolic process; protein deubiquitination.
AUGUCGUUCCAAGACUUUGGCUCUGUGGUACCACUCGAAUCAAACCCUGAAAUCUUCACUGAGUUUGGUCGAAAAUUGGGACUUUCUCCUCUACUAAACUUCUUUGAUAUAUACUCUAUCACAGAUCCGGACCUACUAGCAUUUAUUCCUCGGCCUUUAAAUAGUAUCAUACUUUUAUUCCCUAUAACGGAGCAAUACGAAAAGUUUAAAAAGGAAGAAGAAGAAGAAGAAGAAAAAGCAGCUCAACCACAUCAGGACAACUUUGAGAGCGUCAUUUGGUUCAAACAACUCCUUAAGAAUGCUUGUGGAUUAUAUGGGUUACUCCAUGCCAUCUGUAAUUUACCUACUGGUCUUAUAGUAGACCAAUCACAGAUGUGCAAGUUCGUUGAAAACAUCAAAGCCCUUCCUGAGGUGAGCAAUUCCAAUCACUUUUAUGAAAAGACAAAGUUGAUCUCGGACUUAUUCCUUUCUACAUACAAUGAUUUUAGCCAACAGGGACAAACUGAAGCUCCAAGUGCGGAAGAUGACGUUGAUUUGCAUUUCAUAUGCUUUGCAAAGGGGAAAAAUGGGCAUUUUUUUGAAUUGGAUGGUAGAAGAGAUGGACCUCUGGAUUUGGGAGAACCUAUUGAUUCACACCAAGACGUUCUAGCUUCUCAAGCGAUUCUCAGCAGAAUUAAAAAAUACAUGAGCCUUGCCGAUGAUAAGAACGGUAUGAAUUUUGCUAUGAUGGGACUUGGUCCUGUAAUGGAGUAA